UGUUUCACUCCAUUCCAGAGAUGUCUGUCUUGAGCAGAACUUGUGCGCUGGUGGGAUGGUAUUUUAAUUAAAGAAGAUUUUAGAAUUUAUUAUUACACGAGGGAAGUAUAACCUUCGUUAUGAUAUACUGUAUAAUGUAGGGCAAAAUUUAGAUAUGCAAUAUUAAUGGUUUAGCUACUGAGAGAGUUCAUCGUUUAGAUGCAAGAGAAUUCGGAAAUAUACAUCAGUUUUCUCCGGUCAACCGUAACCGCCCUGUCAAAAAAAAAGCCCUGGGCAAAUGUUUUUCCACGUGGUACAACUUUGACUACCGCCCAUCUACCCCAUCCCAAUAGGCUACUUCAACUGCCAAUUAAAAGACGUCACCUCAGUGACUAUUUUAAGGAAGUUGUGAAUUGCUGAAAUGAGAUGAAAAAAGUUCAGUCUUUAGUUAUUUUAAUGUAUUAAAAUACUGGAUUUAGAUAACAGGCUUGCAUUAGUGCGUGUAUUUGAAAUUUAGAUCGCCGCAGCGAAAGGACAGUAGUGAUCUGCUGUUAUACAACACACACAGUGAGAUUUAUUUCCGUGUAACCUUAGUUAUACGUGAUAACUUGUAUGUAUCCUGAUUAUAUCACAACCGGUCUAAAACCACAAUAAGGAUACCUCUGCAGUAAAAGCCCACGUAAUCCAGGAUGUUGGUGGGUUUGUUUUUGUGUGUCCUGGCUGUGGAAGUUGGAUUAGGCGUUUGUGAGGACACUGGGAACAUGACCGCACUCCAGAACACCUCCGGCCCCCCGCUGCUGCUCGUCUCCUUUGACGGGUUCAGAGCAGACUACCUAAAGAAGUUUAACUUUCCAAACCUGCAGAAGUUCUUCUUUUCAGACGGGGUUGUCGUGGAGCAGCUCACCAAUGUCUUCGUCACCAAGACCUUCCCCAACCAUUAUAGCAUCGUCACUGGCCUCUAUGCCGAAAGCCAUGGAAUGCUGGCUAGCACCAUGUACGACCCAGUAACAAAAAAGAAUUUCUCGAUCGCCAAUGAUUCCGACCCCUUCUGGUGGAACGAAGCUACUCCUAUUUGGGUGUCGGCCCAGAAGCAAGGAUACAAGACCGCGGCGGCCAUGUGGCCGGGGACUGAUGUACCGAUUCACAACAUGACGUCGACAUAUUACCUGCGCUACGAUUCCAAGGUGACUUUUCAGGAGAGAGUGGGGAACCUCACCAAAAGGCUGACCGAGGAUGAGACGGUGAAGUUUGCUGUGCUGUAUUGGGAGGAGCCUGAUCAUGCAGGCCACUUGUACGGGCCGGACAAUACAACAGAGAUGGGCAAGGUUUUGAAAGAUGUCGAUAACCUGAUUGGAUUCCUCGUUGACAAACUGAAUCAGUCUGGACUAUGGGGCAAAAUGAAUGUCAUUAUUACAAGUGACCAUGGGAUGACCCAAUGUUCCAAGGACAGGUUAAUACACUUAGAUAAGUGUAUUGAUAGUGCAAAUUACACCAGUGUGUACCUCACUCCUGUGGCUGCCAUCAUACCACUGACAAAUGCUACACAGGUGUACAAUGCGCUGAAGGACUGUCACCCCAAUAUGAAAGCAUACCUGCAAGCUGAAAUUCCUGAUAGGUUUCAUUACAGGGACAAUGAGAGGAUCCAGCCAAUUAUUCUGGUGGCAGAUGAAGGCUGGACGAUUGUUCAGGAGGAAAGCCAUCUACGAUUGGGCGACCAUGGCUAUGAUAAUGCAUUGCCUAGCAUGCAUCCGUUCCUGACGGCCCAUGGGCCUGCCUUCAAGAAGGGCUACAGGAUGUCUAGCUUGAACAUCGUGGACAUUUAUCCUUUGAUGUGCCACCUUCUGCACAUGGAGAAGAUGCCCAACAAUGGCAGUUUCUAUAAUUCUCACUGCCUGCUUGUCGACGAGAGGUGCACCGAUCUUCCUGAAGUCAUCGGCAUAGUGAUCGGUGUGCUGAUGGUCCUGACCACCCUGACUGGCCUAUUUGUGCUGAUGAAGAACAGAACGCCGUCAUCCUCUCGGCCGUUUGCUCGUCUGGAGCUACAGGAUGACGACGAUGAUGAUCCACUGCUGGGGUAGGGGAGUUCAACUUUGCAGUCUGCACAACACCGCUGCACAACUGCUGUUACAGAGGAGUAAAUGAGAUCGGUCUGCAUGGGAAUAUGAAAAAGAAGCUUAUUUUAAAUCUCAGGACAUUCAGACUGCCUGCACAUGGUUUUGAGCAAUUAACAUUUAUUUUCUAUAUUGUUUCAUAAUCUAACACCUACUUAAUAAUUAAAUUAAAUAUUUCCAACAUUUUAAUCCUUAUCUGCAAGCCUUGAUGGGGCCCAGAGGAUAUACUGUAUACUGGGACUAAUGGCUUUUCCUGUCCAUCAUCUAUGCUAGGGCAUGGCUUUAGCUCUACAAUCCAGGACAGCAUGCAGUGUUUUCAGUAUAGAAGGCUACCAUUGCAUUAUACUUCAUUAAUUUAAGUGUCUGGAUGUUUACACAUCAACACUGCAGGGGAAAAGGUUGAGGUGUAGUUGGUGUACCAGCAAACUUCAUUAAUAAAAUCUAAUGGGAUUUAUUUUUGGCCCUGCAAACGGAAUUUCAUACUGAAUGGAGGGACUGAAGGGCCCCCUCGGAAUAAAAGAUUCGAUUGUUUUUUUCCCACUCAACCAGAGUAUGCUCUUUGCAAAGGGAACUGCCAGUGGCUUAGGGAAUUAAACUAGGCCUGUGAAUGAGAAUAGUUUUAAUUCUUGAGUUGGAGGCCAAUGAAGUGAAGGGGUAAAGGAAUGAAUAUUUUGGCUCACAAAGAAAGAUUGGAAGAAAUGUUUAAAAACAUGUUUUUGCUAGAUUCUCAGGAACAAGUCUACAAAAGAAGAAUGUUCGAAACACCUUGUGAGGGCGGCUGUCCCUUAAAAUUGAUUUUCUAAUGCUGUGAUCCCUAUUUAGUAAUCAGCUAUUGCUGUUGAUAGAAAGAACUGUAAAGGCAAAGAGACCUCUGGCCUUUUAAAGAUAUUUUUAUUUUAAAUGCCAAAUGUUUGAAAACAUGAGUACGAUUUAAAGAAUUGUUGAGAUUUAAGUACUUUUAAAGUCGGAAAUUUCUUUUAUGCCUCUGACCUUUAGUUGAAUGCAAAGAUACGGUGUACCAGAGUCUCAUAAGCUGAGGGCACUUCUCUAAAUAAAAUUGCAUGUACAAUUUGUGAAUUUAAACAAAGCCAUCAAAAAGAAAAAGUGUAAAAUGCCUUGGGAUUUACUUGAGUUCACACUUGUUACAGUUGUGUAUUGGCUGUUAUCUGGAGCAAGUUUGCACUUACAUUAUUUAUGUUUUAUAUUGCCUGCACUUUAAGUGUUGAAGGAAUUAGGUCAUGUUUGUGCUUUUAUGUUAGACUGAAUAUUGACUCAAUCAGUAAAUGGAAAAAA
Molecule: messenger RNA, 3383 nt
Organism: Lepisosteus oculatus (spotted gar)
Lineage: Eukaryota; Metazoa; Chordata; Actinopteri; Semionotiformes; Lepisosteidae
Gene: enpp4
Product: ectonucleotide pyrophosphatase/phosphodiesterase 4
Source: RefSeq, a predicted model, not a curated record